AGGCCCUACGUUACAGUGUGAUCCCCCCGCAAUCUAGGAAAUGUCAGUGGGACUUGUUAGGUGUCUUGGCUCCGUCAAGAUCGACGUGGAUUUUAGCUCCAUACAAGCUCCAAGACGCAUCCACAACCUUACAUCGUCAGAAUUGUCACGUAUCCAAAGCAUAAAUCCAAGCAUAAAAAGCCCCGCCUUGUCCGGUCAUCGCCCCUCCAUUAGCCCCUCCAAUCCCCUUGGGCCUCGUGAUAUAUACUGGCGGACUUCACCUACACCAGAGCUACUUCUACUAGAAAACACUACCGUCCUUCCUUUUUGGUGGUGGUUUCUUUCCUCGUCCUCCUACUCGCCAUCGCCUACAAUCUGGCUGCCGCACGAGCUGUCUCUCGUCUUACUUCGUAUCUUAACCAGAUACGACCGAAGACGAUUCCCUCAACAACUGUCUUCUCUCUCACCCGUUCAACUACUCAAGAUCGAUCGAUUGUAACCGCCACUAUGGCUCCCGAUAAGUACAAGAGCCCUCCCCAGGCACCACCGACGUUCACGGGGACCAAGGAGUCCAUCGUCAACGAUGCAAAGACUAUCUGCGAGACUACAAGAUCUCUACUAGACAAGCUUGCUACCGAUGUGAACCCUUCAACUGCGACUUUUGCCUCUGUUUUGGCACCCAUCGCCGAAGACGAGAACCAAUCCCAGUUGAACACUCGAAUCCUCGGCUUCUACCAAUACGUCUCAAGCGACGCCGACCUACGUAAUGCUUCGACCGAGGCCGAGAAGAUCAUUGAUGAAUUCUCUAUCGAGUGUAACAUGCGCGAAGAUAUCUUUAAGCUUGUCGAUGCUGCAUUUCAGGCCCAGAAAAAUAAAGAGCCCGAUCUCGAUGCCGAAAGCCUGCGUCUACUCGAAAAGGAACGCAAAGGAUAUAUCAGGAAUGGCUUGGGAUUACCCCAAGGCCCACAGCGAGAUCGCUUCAAAGAGAUCAAGAAGCGUUUGAGUCAGAUUGGCAUCGAGUUCCAGAAGAACCUGAACGAGGAGAACGGCGUUCUAUGGUUUUCUAAAGAGGAAUUGGAUGGCGUUCCCUCUGACGUGCUCGAUGGCUUAGAAAAAGGCACUGGGGAGAAUGAAGGCAAAUUGAAGCUCAGUUUCAAAUAUCCCGACCUUUUCCCUACCCUAAAAUUCGCCAAAAACCCGGAAACCAGAAAGAAAGUCUUCAUUGCAAAUGAGAACAAGACUAAUCAGAACGUCCCUCUAUUCAGAGAGGCUGUUCUAUUGCGUGACGAAGGUGCCAGACUCCUAGGCUACCCCAACCAUGCCGCUUUCCGCAUAGAAGAAAAAAUGGCCAAGGAACCGGCUACUGUCAACGUCUUUUUAGCAGAUCUGCGGAAACGCUUAGCACCAGGCGGCGAGAAAGAAAAGGAUCACUUGCUCGAGCUGAAGAAGAAAGACGAGGAGUCGAGGGGCCUAAAGCCGGAUGGAAACUAUUACCUUUGGGACCACCGCUUCUACGACCGCAUGAUGGUGGAGCAAGAAUACAAUAUUGACGAGGUCAAGAUUGCAGAAUACUUCCCACUGCAAAGCACUGUUCGAGGCAUGCUGCACAUCUUCGAAGAAUUAUUUGGCCUGGUAUUUGUGGAACUGGACGCUAGCGAGCGUAAGAGGCUAUCACCAACCGGUAAAGCCGAAGACAUUGCUUGGCAUGAGGAUGUGAUCCUCUUCUCCGUCUGGGAUGACAGUUCUGAGGGCGAUGGUUUCGUCGGCUACCUCUAUCUCGACCUACACCCGCGUCCAGGCAAAUAUGGCCAUGCUGCCAACUUCAAUCUGCAGCCUGGUUUCCUAAAUAAGGACGGCACGCGUAGAUAUCCCGCCACCGCCCUCGUAUGCAACUUCUCUAAGCCGACAGAGAACAAGCCCUCUCUCUUGAAACACGACGAGGUGGUAACUCUAUUCCAUGAGCUCGGACAUGGUAUUCAUGACUUAUCCGGCCGAACUACUUACAGUAGAUUCCACGGCACAGCGACAGUUAGAGACUUCGUCGAAGCUCCAAGUCAGAUGCUCGAGAAUUGGUGUUGGACGCCUAGUCAGCUUAAGUCCCUCUCGAAUCACUAUAAGACUGGCGAGAAAAUCCCCGAUGAUUUAAUAGAGAAGCAGAUCUCUACGAAGCAUGUCAAUGACGCCCUUUUCAACCUCAGACAAUUACACUUUGGCAUCUUCGAUAUGACAGUGCAUUCCCCUGCUACCCAUGAGGAACUAGAAAAGAUCGAUUUCAGUGCGCUAUACAACGAUUUACGCACCCAGAUUGCUGGCCUCAAAGGCCCCGAAGCUCUAGGAGAGCCAAGCACUUGGGGUAAUGGGCAAGCAACCUUCGGUCAUCUCAUGGGAGGUUAUGACGCGGGUUAUUACGGCUACCUAUCUUCCGAAGUCUACAGCACCGACAUGUUCUAUUCCGUCUUCAAGGAAGACCCAAUGAAUGGAAAGGAAGGCCGUAGGUACCGCCACACCGUGCUAGAGCGCGGGGGCAGCCAAGACGAAAUGACGACCCUUGAACAAUUCCUUGGCAGAAAGCCUAGUAGUGACGCAUUUUACGCUGAUUUGGGCCUCACAGCUAUUGCACUUACUUCUGCGGCAUAAAAAAAGACUAGAGAUGGAUCAAUACUAGGUACGCUGUGGCCUAGCAUACCAGGCAACCUACCUGUAAGCAGUUGCUGCGAGGCUUGCAUGCUGCAGCCUUCACUCCGCCUAUACACUAGUUGGCAGAUCUAAUUCGUCCACAUGCUAUAGAGGCAAUUAGCUUACCAUAAAAGUUACUAAAAUACGAAAUAAAGCUUUGCAUCGUAUAAUUUAUUAUUGUCAGCAUGUAGCUAAUGUAGCCAAUGAGACGGUAUAACAGGUAGGUACUGAGCCUAUUUGCUAACUAUGCGUAAUACCUACUACUACCUUA
This is a messenger RNA of Daldinia caldariorum, 2926 nucleotides long. RefSeq names its product Metalloprotease. Gene Ontology annotation, biological process: peptide metabolic process; proteolysis. Gene Ontology annotation, cellular component: mitochondrial intermembrane space. Lineage: Eukaryota; Fungi; Ascomycota; Sordariomycetes; Xylariales; Hypoxylaceae. The coding region runs from base 487 to 2616 and encodes 709 amino acids. The record is from RefSeq and is a predicted model, not a curated record. Gene Ontology annotation, molecular function: metalloendopeptidase activity. The transcript has 3 exons.